This is a messenger RNA of Ictidomys tridecemlineatus (thirteen-lined ground squirrel), 7684 nucleotides long. Lineage: Eukaryota; Metazoa; Chordata; Mammalia; Rodentia; Sciuridae. The record is from RefSeq and is a predicted model, not a curated record.
UUUCCAUUAUUUUCUAGAGAAUGAAGAUCUAGAAAUCACCAAGGCCAUCUCUGAUCUAGCACCCUAUCCCUCGCGCCACAGAGUUUCUCCAAGACUGUUGUGCCUUUCUGAAGAGCCCUUGAAUUGACAUGCUCUCUUCUUCUGGGAGGCCACAGAUGGUAUGUCCAGUGAGUAAGGAUGCCACAGAAGAUCUGCAGGGAGCAACUAAUCCCUCCAAGGCUCCAGCUUUGGUGGAACAGCAUUUGCUGCCUGCAGACCAGGCCCACGUCCGCAACCAGAUGGCCAAGUACCGAGUUCCACAAAGGUCUGGAGACAUUGUUAUGAUCCAGUCUGAGCAUACAGGAGCUAUUGAUGUUCUUUCAGCUGAUUUGGAAUCUGCAGAUCUUCUGGGGGACCACAGGAGAGUUUCCCCACCUCUGAUGGCUCCUCCAUGCAUCUGGACCUUUGCCAAGGUGAAGGAAUUCAAAAGCAAGCUGGGCAAAGAGAAGAACAGCCGUCUGGUGGUGAAACGGGGUGAGGUGGUGACCAUCCGGGUACCCACUCAUCCAGAGGGGAAGCGUGUCUGCUGGGAGUUUGCAACUGAUGACUAUGACAUUGGCUUUGGAGUUUAUUUUGACUGGACCCCUGUAACCAGCACUGAUAUAACUGUGCAGGUCAGUGAUUCCAGUGAGGAAGAGGAUGAAGAAGAAGAAGAGGAGGAGGAAAUUGAAGAACCUGUCCCAGUGGGAGAUGUGGAGAGAGGUUCCAGGAGUUCCCUACGGGGUCGCUAUGGGGAAGUCAUGCCUGUGUACCGGCGGGACAGCCACCGAGAUGUGCAGGCUGGCAGCCAUGACUACCCUGGUGAGGGUAUCUACCUGCUCAAGUUUGACAACUCCUACUCUCUGCUACGCAACAAGACUCUCUACUUCCAUAUCUACUAUACUAGCUGAAGGACUGCUGAGACAGAGGGCAGGCUGUAUUUGCUGGCUGACGCAGGCUGCCAGCCGGAGCCUCUUGUUUUAGAUAGACAAGAGCUGAAAGUUCCGCAGGAGGCUCCUGAGCCUCACGUCCUGCCUGGCAUGCCUGACUGUUGACCCCGUGUAGCUUUUUCCCCUUCUUGGCUUCUGCAGGUGGUGGUGUAGUCCCCUGUUCUGUGGUCCCUGACUCAUGCUCUUGUUGCUUCAGAUGCCAGCAAAUCCCUCUUUGAAGGCACCUAUCAGACAAAAGUCUCAAAGGAAGUAGGAUGAUGUCUUUUACAAAUAGAUUGGUGUUGGUACAAGGUUUAUCAGUCAGGUUGCUGCUUGCUCCUCUUGAGAGCCUAUAUCCCAAUGUGUUCAGUGGCACCCACCCUUUUUACUUUUUAAGGUGCCAGAAGAGGGAAAAGCACAUUGCCCAUGAAGGAGCCCAGUGUCUUGGACAGAAAAAGCUCUGUCCAUCCUCUCACCACUGCCAUAUUCCUGCCUGCUGGGUAUUCUUGUUCUCUAGCACAGGCUGCGAGACCUCACUGCCUUGGAGGGGUACUAUUAUUCCUGAUGGCUAGACCCCUCCUUUUUUCUCUUUCCUAAGUCUGUGUUUUUGCCAUGCAGCAAGAACUUUCAUGCAAUCUAAAGUGAUGAUCAGUGUAACCUAAGAUCUUCUGGGAGGAAAAAUGGGCUCUAUCACUUUCUGUUCCAAGAGCUACUUUCCCUUACCAAGGCCACUGGCAGUUGAUGCAGAAAGGGUGGAAAUUAGAUACUGAAUUGAUCUUGGAAUCCACCCUUGAAAUUCUAGUGUUACUCAAUUUUUUAAAAAUUUAAUCCAAGAAAGAGGGAUAUCAUCAGAGAGAGGUUUAAAAAAGAAAAAAAAAAAACACUCCAGAUUCCUCCACCACAUUUUUUUGUUUGUUUGUUUGUUUGGUUUGGAAUUAAAUGCAGUGAAACCCAAUCAGAUUUUCAAAGUUUCUGGAUUUAGGGUUUUUUGUAUUGAGGGCUAAAAGCUUUUGGUGUUCGAAGUCCCUUAGGAAAGGGACUGCUGCUGAUUGUACAUGUUCUUUACCUGACCAAAGCUUGCACCUGGUGACAGCCUUCCUCACUCUGUUCACCCCGAGGCCUACGAAUGCCAGAGUGCUAUGGUGCUGCAGCAAGCAGCCCCCGGGUGCCAGGGCCUCUGGGGAAGAAGGAGAACAGGGUGAGGCCAGGACUCCAGCAGUCAUCUGUUCCUCUUUGUUUCUUGUUCCUGUGUGAAGUCUGUUACUCCCGUUGAAUUUUGAAUAAUUAGAUUUAUUUAUUUAUUUAUUUUUUAAGCACAUUUCAUUUUUGCCUUUGAAACAGUUUCUUCUGUUUCUCAGAAGGCUUUCCCAUCUGCUCUGAGCCACUGAGGCCACCUCUUCUAUAGAGUUAAAAAUAAUUGUAGGAGAAUUUGGGAGGUGACUAUGUUCAUUCCUACAGGUCAGUCCUGUGAUGCUCUGGGAGGCAUCUGCCCCUUCAGAGAUGGAUGACUGCAGCCUGCCCCACGUGUAGGUGCAGUCCAGCACUCCUGUGAGGAGUUCUAAAUGGCGAGGGAGCCUACUUGUUCUCUGGGAAUUGAGUGCAGAGGAAUUGACUAGCCAAUCAGUGACUAGCCAAUCACUGUGAUUCCAGGAUUUCAAAGUCCUUUGCCUCCUCUGACACCUUUUCAUGAUGUUUUCUUUGGCUCAUUCCUUUGUUGUGUGGGUUCCUCACCCCAAGCCUAUCCUCCUACAGGAGUGGUCACUUGAACAGCAAGACUCCUCCCAGUAGGUCUGUAAUAGUGUCUAUGUCAGGAACAAAGGACCAUGAGUCCUAAGCCUCUGUUCUCCUGGGAGCAAAGCCGAAAGUAGGAUAGGGUGUUGUGGAUUGCCAUGGCAUUCCGUUCUCUUGAGUGGCAUCAUACCUCCACUGCAUAUGUGUUUUGUAGAGGAUCACACUGGCCAACAUUAAUAUAUCUUGUAAGAAAUUAUUUUAGUGACUGUUUGGGCAGUGGAGAGCAAAUAUGUCAUGGGUCAUUCGUUACAUAGCUUUGUGGCCACUCUUUCAUCAUGAAGUUGAAUCAUGCCUUAGCUAAUCAAAUAUGGUCUUUGUAAAAUAAUUUUCUACUGAGCUGUUUUUCAGUCGUUGAAAGCCUUGCUUAUUUUUUCCUGUUUAUUAUGAACCUAUGACUUUAUCUCAAUAUAGAGCUAUCAGGUCACAGGUAGCAAGCUCCCAGGGAUAACAUGCACCAUUUAUUUUUUUAUUUUUGUCAUGAGAGUCUCUUUGCUUAUUUUCUUUGGAAUCCUGGUUCUGUUGUAUCAGGGAACCAUGAGGGACUUGUUUUCAUCACCUCUAUGUGCCUGCUAUUGUCUGGUCAUUUCAAAGUCCUGGGCAUUCCUUACUGUUUUUUCCUCCAUAGUGUUUCUUGGUUUCAUUAGUACAAAUAGCUAAAAGAAGAUAAUCUCACAGUCUAAUGCAUUUACUAUUCUCAUAUUAAAUUUUUGGAAUAAUUGAACUUUAGAGACAAAAGUUAUUUACUAAAGCACAGGUAAAAUUACUUGAGAACCCACAGCCCAUCGAAUUCUAAAAGGUGGCCACUUCCUCAGGCUGUCCUUAUCCAUGUUUAUCAAACAGUGAAAUGAAGAUCCCUGGCUGUCACUCUCACUCUAUUCUCGGGAGCUCAAGUAAAUAUUAACAAACAGUUUGGAAGAAAGUCUGUAGGGCAGAUCUUGGAAUUCUCCACACAGAAUAGUUGAGUUCUAAAAUUUCUUCAGUCCGUUUCAUUUUCCUACUUUGUUGAUAGAUGGGGCAUUUGGAAAGGAAGUUCUAUUUAAAGUUGAUUUUUCCAACAUUUUACUAUGAAAAAGUUCAGUAAACAAAAUUAAAUAUAAACAUACACACAUGCCAUGUAGAUCUUAAAAUCAUAAAGUGCUAAUUUUAAAUAAAGAUGAUUCUAACUUUUUGUGCUUUUGACAAGUAUCCAGUUAGAGAAUGUUCCCUGCAUAGAGAGCACCAGCUCUCCUGUGUCAGGGUGCCCCUGGUUUUUAGCAGACCAGUUUCAUUCAACAUGGAUUACCUGAGACGUGGCCUUCACAAUAAUGGUUCUUUUUCUUUUUCAUCUUUCAAAAUUCAUGCUGUCUUUCUGCCUUCCCUCAGGCUAUGAUUUCUGCCACCGUUCCCUCUAACUGGCAUUUCAGUGUGAGGGUAACUGGGAGGCUGCUCUGGAAAGACUUGAUUCUAAUCUCUAUUGCUUUAUGAUACACCCUCAGGACUCUGAAAUUCAAACUCAAUCCUCCUUUAUCACUAAAGUAGGUAGCAACUUGAAAUUAGACUAUGCUUAAUUUUUAAUUAAUUGAUUUGUAUGCUUUUUAAAAUAUUUUAAUCUAUUUAGGAAAGCAAAAUGAACUUUUUUAAAAAGUAUUAUUUCGUUUUAGUAGGGAUAUAGAAGAGUUAAAUUCAUAAGCUUGCUGCCUUUUAUUAAUCAAUGGGAUUAUAUAUUGUGAAAUUCACAGUAUACAAAUUUUGUAUUUUGAUAAGCCCCACCUAAUUCUCUCCCUCUUUGAGAGAAUUAGGUGAAUCCCAAGCCCUAAAGUCUGUGUUUUUAUAUUUUAUUUUUAAAGACCACUUUUCUGCAAAAAGUUGCCUUUAACCUCAGUCUGUGGUUGUAAGGUAUGGAGCUGAGGGACUCUGUAUUUACAUGAAAGACUAGUUCUAGCAGAGGGUGGCAGGGGUGCAAGGUAAACAGUUUUGUGUGGCUUGAGAACUGCCUUUUAAAUUGAUCAAAAGGAGUGCUAUCAGGAUAAAACAGGAGGGAGAGCAGAGCUAUGGAAUAUAUCCUGGGAUUUUACUCCUAUCCCAUUUCAUUGAAUGUUUGAGUUGCAUUUCAUUCACUGGAAUUAUUCUCUAAGCCAGGAGCUUUCUUGGUUUCCUUGUGCUUUCUUGGGGAUUCCCAAGCCCAAUUUGCUGACUUUUGCAACAGGACCACUAGUAGGUCUCCUCUGCUAAGUGUAAUCCUGACGUGAGGAUUCAUUUCAUCUCUCUGUUCUUUGGGAUUUAAAAGUAUUUAGUGCCAUGGAAAAAAUGGUAGAAUUAGAGAGAGGCUUAGAGGAGUCAGUUCCAGAUGUGGUCUGAAUAUGGCCAAGAAGGGGAUGGUCAUUUGACCAACAUCACAGAUGAGCCUAGAACUACAGGAGGGGGUUUGGGUAACACAUAGACCCCCACAGGCCGACCACAGGGACAUGGUUAGCCUGUGUUGGAUGGGCAGACACAGGGUACCGAGUACAGCAGGCUACUCUCAUUCUUCCCCCAUUAAACUUUCUACUUAAUAGUUUUUCCUGGGGCUAAAAGAUCCACAGCAACCUCUUUAAGUUUCUUUCCACAUUGCCCAAAGUGAAGAAUGCCUAGAAACCAAAAUUUGUCGCAAUAAAGAAGCCUACCACCCCUGCAGAGUCAAGGUGGUUGAAGAUAGAAAGUGAACCUGCCUGGUGGAAGGAAGGAAGGUAACUCCGUUGCUGUUUUAGGAGGAAGGCUUGUGAAGACUGUUUGACAGAGAGUAGGUCCUUGUAUUCAUUGUGAUUGUGCUCAGGGAGCUACUGAAUGUGCUUCUUUGGGAGAAAGUAGGGAAUGAGUAUUGAAAAUCAGUCAUGAGAUACCAGGUGCGGUGGCACACGUCUGUAAUCCCAGGAGGAUUACAAAUUUGAAACUAACCUCAAUAAUUUAAUGAGACGCUGACUCAAAUUAAAACAUAAAAAAGAAGUGCUGGGGAUGUGGCUCAGUGGUUAAGUGACCCUGGGUUUGAUCCCUGGUAUAAAAGAAAAUCACUCACACCUGGGUGUUUGCUUUCCACUGAUCCAGUGCUCUGCCUCUGGUGACCUCUAUGGGAAUGGGAGGAGACAGGCAAGUACUGCUUUGGCUGUGUGUGUCAGGUGAAGGUCAGUGGCUGUCUUUUGCUCUAUCUAAUCCAUCUAGCACUUCUGGGCAUUCCCAAGUACAUCCCAUUAUUUAGGUGGUGAGGUUAGGGCAGAAUUUGUGACCCAAAGAGAAACUUUGUUAAGCAGGUUUCAGAAUCACUGCUCCCUCUGAAGUGUCUCAUUGUUCCUGCUUGAACCAAGAAGGUUACAUAGAACCUCUCCUAUUUGAAUCCCUUAUCUCCAAGCUAAGGAAAUACAAUGAAUAGUCUGCAGACUGCAGUAGUAUAGAUGGUAUGGUUCAUUUAUAAAUUGACAUUCCUCACAAACCAAGUCCAAGGGCAAGACACUGGCUGUGACGUUGUCUGUAGUCCUGGCCACUGGUUUGAACUCAUUAUCUGAUUUCUGUUUUACGUACCUUGAAUUUCUUCUAGGCCCAAGGCAUUUGUGCCACAGAUACCGUCAUGGCUUUUUUUCAUCCUAAGAUAUGAUGAAAAGGUGCCCUAGAAAUCUAGACACAUAGGCUACUUGAUGAAAUUUCAGUUUUUUGUAUCAUUUUAAGAAGAUAGUUUUGGCUUGAGGAUGAAAAAUUAGGUGAAAUGACUUUCAGGGACAAAGCAUAUUUUCUAAAGUUCUGAUACAGGUUCAUGAAGAAUUCUGAAGUUUGGGUUGAAAUAUCAUAGUACAUAGUAUUGCCAAAGAGCCCACAGUUCACUGUCAACUUAAGGGGCUCUUCCUGAACUCUCCUCAUCACUCAGGGUUGAAAUGCCUCAUCCGUAAUGCUCCUUGUUAUUGACUGUCAUUGUUGAUUCUUAGGUUCAGGCCAGGAAUCAUCUGGAAAUCAUUAUCUUAAUUCCUUCUCUCAUGUCCUGAAUAGUACAUUUUACUAAGAAAUUUUCUGUUAAAAAUACUAUUGUGUUCCUUUUUGAAAUUAUUGUCCCAUAAGUGAAUUAGCUUUUAUUUAAUCCAGUUGAGUUAUUUCCAUUUAGUUAUGUUAAAGAACAAGUCAAGUCUGGAGAAAGCAAUCCCAUGACCCAUGACUCUGGUGUAUCCAUAUUUCCUUAAUAACAAUGGGAAGUGUUUUGAAAUUCCCAGAGGAAACGCUGGGAUGCUUUGUAAAAAAAAUGAAAGCAUUUACAAAUGCGUGUAGUCAGAGUGAUGGACUAGAAGAAAGCAGACUGGGAAUGGAUGAUGGGAGUGCAGGGAGGUGCUUGAAGAUUUCCUAAACCACUGCUGCACAGCAUGUAGCUCACGUUUCUGGAGGUCCUGCUUUCGUGCCAUCACUCAGAUUUAUCAGUUGAUUGAAAAGCGAUCAUGUUUUCCUGAUAAAUAUUUAAGCAAUUGGCAACCACGAAGAUGUUCUUUCCGUACUGUGCUACAUCAUUCACUGAUGCUGAAUUUACAAAAGGGGUCUGGAAGGAAAUCUGUAUCACAGUUUUGUCUUUUUUAUACAAAAGUAUCGUUUAUCAUUUAUCAUUAAUCGUUUAUCAUUUAUCAUUAAUCAUUUAUCAACUUGUUUUACAUGUCACCCUCAUGAGAAAUGCUGUCAAUAUUUCCUAUAAUUUUCACGUUAAGAACUCUGUACCAAAUUGUAUUUGAGUCUUGUGUCCUGCUGAGAGGUUUUUCUUUUACAAUACCAUAUUUUAUCACCCUGUGGCAUUGAGUGUGUUGCUGUGAUACAGUGAUGAUCCUGAGCUAUGGUUCUUUAAAUAGCUCAGUUCUCAGUGUUUUUAUAUUAUGUAACAGUUUUGUGAUGCUAUUGUGCAUUUCUUUGUCUUCUCUUCCAAGUUUUGAAAUCUGUCAUAAAUAAACUUUUUCACUGUGCACCUGGAA